Exaiptasia diaphana is the source of this 2576-nucleotide messenger RNA. RefSeq lists its product as uncharacterized. NCBI's taxonomy places the organism in Eukaryota, Metazoa, Cnidaria, Anthozoa, Actiniaria, Aiptasiidae. Gene Ontology annotation, biological process: Rho protein signal transduction. Gene Ontology annotation, cellular component: plasma membrane; cell surface. The record is from RefSeq and is a predicted model, not a curated record. Gene Ontology annotation, molecular function: nerve growth factor binding; death receptor activity; coreceptor activity.
GUAAAAAUUGGGCAGCCGUCUCUCGCUCACGCGUGGACGGUGGCCUUAAAGCAGUCGCAAUGAUUAUAAAGGUUUUUAUAACUGUGUUCAUCUCAUUUUUUACGGUGUGGUAUAAAUUCGCUGAAGGCAGAUGCUUUGACCCUAACCAUAUAGAGGUCUGCAAUGACGUUGGAACCAAAUGUUCCUGCCGACCAUGUCUCAGCUGCCCCCCAGGAUUUGGUCAGAAUUACGAAUGUGGAGGGAGAUCCAUUAAGACAUCGCAGAAGUUGAAGUGUGUGCAUUGUGUAGUAGGGACAACAUACAGUGAUACAAACAGUUCAGCCAUGUGCCGUCCCUGCCCACAAUGCCAUGGUCAUGUAAUGCUGAGACCCUGUACAGAUGUAACACCAACUAAAUGCAGCCCUGAUAUUUGUGAUGAGGGGUUCGUGUGGAAUGAUGUUGUUGAGAUAUGUGAACCUGGUCAAGCGCCCAUUACUACACCUAGACAUACUACAACUACAACAGCCACACCAGCAUCCACACCAGCUACAUCAACUCCGGCUACAAGCCAUGCUGUCACUCAAAGAAACAGCCUAUCAAGUAAAACAAGACCAUCAAAAACAGCAUCUACCAAGGAAUCAAAAACAGCAUCUACCAAGGAACCAAAUGAUGAGUCUGUAUUGUCUUCCAGUUCCAAGUCAUCUACAGAGCACAAAAACAAGAUUGAUAUGAUCUUGGUUUUGGUCUUAGUAGUGGUAGUGGUAGUGGUUUUGGCACCCAUCGUAACUUGUAUCUUUUGCUGGAAAACCAGUGAACAAUUCAGAAGUUAUAUAAGAAACUGUUGUCAUUUGGUUGAAGAGAGUGAAAAAGAUCUGGAAGAAGGAAUACCACUUAAAGAAAUGCAGGAUUCUCCACAAGUGCAACGUGAGAAUACCGAAACUCUACAAGUCCUAGAAGAGACUUGGCCAAGUGGAUACCUGUUGAAAGCUGUUCCCAUAAGUUUACGGGAACAAAUUGAAAUUGCCAUUGCGAAUGUAAAUCCACCACUCAAAAGGGGCUGGAGAGAGAUUGGUCAGGAACGGGGACUUAAAAGCCAUGAACUGGAUGGGAUUGAAAGCUUUGAGAGCCAAUUAAGAGGUUCACAAUUGCUUAAGGUAUUAGGAUCUCAACAGCCAACUCUCACCUUAACUGAGUUUGUUAAAGCUCUCAUCACGAUUAAAAGAAAUGACAUUGUUGACUGUAUAAAGCAGUUUUUCCUUGAAAGCAAUGUCUAGGCAAUAAGUGAAUUGCAUUGUCCUUAUAAUAUUGCCGUUUCUUCAAACACAUUCUAAGCACAUUCAAUGUGUUUGAUAGCUUCAUUGAGCAAUGUCCAACUUUUGACAUAAGCUGGGACCAGCAAAAUGUUGGGUAUACAGGGUUUUCAGUAAAAGCUGACUCUUGGACAGACCUGGACAGUGAAAAUUGUCGGUUAUAUAGCUUAGUUUAUCGCCCGCUACUUACAAAUUUAUUGGUGAAUUAUUUGGUUGUUGUUUGUUAACAGAUUGCAAAAACAAAUUGGGUACUUUUUCUAUUGUGAYGUCUACUUUUCUUACUGAAAACCCUGGGUAAAAUGCCCAAUAUUUUGUUUAUGGUAAUGUUAUCUGAAUAUUGYUGGCUGGUUGAUUCACCUUUUUCAUUUGUCAGUGUCUUAAAAUACAUUUAAAUGCCAUAAUCUGGGUGAUUAUUUUAUGACACAGACCUGAGGGUGAUUAUUAGCUGAAUGAAUUGUCAUGUAAAUAUGUACAGCCUCACUGGAGGAUAGAACGUUAAAAAAGGGUUGACGACGAUCGGGGACAAAACCCCAUGGAUCAGUCCUUGCGAGGCUUCAUUCACAGUUUAAAAGAACAGUUCAAUGUAGAUGCCUGUAUGAUUCAUGAUGAAAAUCAAACAUUUGUAGAGUUAACAUAUUAUAUAUUUUAAAAUUUUAUUGUACCAAAAAUUAUAUUUUUAACAUUAAAAUGUUAUUGAAAUGUUUCAUCCUCACACUUGCAUCUAUAUUGAGCAGUGCUUUGAACUGUGAUCGAAUUGGCUUCUUAGAGAUACAAAUUGAAUAUACUUUGUACAAGGGAUUACCUGGUAUUUCAAGUUUAUAUAAUAUUCUUGUAUAUACYAUUAUGUGUUUUUAAAAUUCACUUCUGGAGCUCAACAGAAUUUUUUUAAAGACUUUUUGAGACUUUAUUAGUCAACCUUGUUGCUUUCUUUAACAAUUCUUUAUGUUGAUCUAUAACAAUUUUGAUUGAAAUUAGAACUAAUUUAGUAACUAGCUGAUUACUUAAUCUUUCCAGAGAUAUAUUAUUUGUAUAUUUGUAGAUAGCACCUUUUUUUAUUUCAUGCAUUUACCCUUACAAUCCACCCUAAUGUACAUAUGUUGUUGAUUUUAACAUACCUUUUGCAAAACGCUGUCAUGAUGCCGGUAUACUUAUAUAUCUAACAUUUYAUAGAUUUAUCAGGCUACAAUAGUCUGUAUCAGAGGCAUAAAAUUAGUUUUGUCAGGAGAAUGGGCUCCUGGUUUUGUACAAAAUUCAAAAGUGUAAAUAAAUGUAGUAGAAAUGUAUGAA